CUCAGUCACGUUUCCUUUUUCCUGAAACUUGGGAUAUAGAUCAGUACCACGCUACUACUGCUGCAAUUUUAUUCCAUUGAAAUAAAGUAUUAAAAAGGUGCGACUUGAAUAAAUGAAUAAAAAACAUCUUAAUUUCUGAAAAAAGAAGAGUUCGAUCAGGUCAAGUGAUCCACUUGCAUAAUUUUGCAAGUUAUUGACCAUCUAAUCAUUUAUCUCAACUUCAUUUUGCUCGUGCUUUUUGGUUUUAUUAGCCUUCGUACAAAUGGAUCCUCUAGGCAGUCCUAUAUCUACUUCGAGAAUCGAGCUUACCAUAUGGUGCAGGAGCCUGAAAAAUAAAGACAUAGCUUCAAAGUCAGAUCCAAUGUGCAUUUUGCAGCUGAAGAAUGAAGAAAAUGACAACUAUGAGGAGAUUGGGCGCAGUGAGCGAGUGGAGAACUCGUUGAACCCUGACUUCACCACCAAGAUGCUCCUCACUUACCACUUCGAGAGGAAACAGGCACUCAAGUUCUGUCUGUACGACUGUGACGAGGGUCUGUCCAACCCGAAGAAAGCAGAUGAGUUGGGGUCAAUCAAGGUCAACUUGUCAGAGAUAGUUCAAGGUCACUUGCGACAUGGGAGGCUUCUGGAUGACUCCGGGAACAAGAAUGCCACUCUAUACGUCACUGCACGGGAAACAGUAGACUGCAGGCAAAGCUAUGUGUUCAACUUCGUGGGAAGGAAGCUGGACGACAAGGACUUCAUCACCAAGUCAGACCCAUUCCUAGUGUUCCACAAGAAGACCAGAGACGGGAGUUUCACCCCUGUCGGUCAGACGCCUGUGAUCCGGGAUGACCUUAACCCGAACUGGCCCACUUUCCGCAUCAACUGCGCCACAUUCUGCGACAACAACCCCCACCUGCAACUCAAAAUAGACUGCUUCGACCACGAGCGGGACGGAAAACACGACCUCAUCGGAACUUUCUUCACCACAGCCGCAGAACUCACAUCACCAACCAGCAGGAAGGAGUUCGAGUUGAUCCACCCGAAGAAGAAGGAGAAGAAGAGUUCUUACAAGCACAGUGGACUCAUCUUCCUGGAGAGAUACAAGCUGGAGGAAGACUGGGAGUUCAGCCACUUCGUCCAGGCAGGACUCCAGCUGAACUUCACCGUCGCUAUUGACUUCUCAACCUCAAAUGGUGACCCCUCGGACCAGACCUCUCUUCACUACUUCAACCCGGCAUACCCCUUCAACCAGUACACCACAGCCAUAGAUGCAGUGGGCCAGAUUGUGGAGGACUACGACGCGGACAAACUGUUCCCCGUCUAUGGCUUCGGGGGACAGUUCUUCAACAGCUCACACACACAGGACUGUCAUCCACUGAACGACAACACCUCCAAUCCGCACGUGGUGGGUGUGCAGGGCAUCCUGGAUGCAUACAGGUAUGCUCUCUCGGCCACCAAACUGGCACAGCCAACUAACUUCAGCCACAUCAUCAACAACGCCACGCUGGCUGCCUCCGAGUACCAGAGUGGACUGCACUACUUCAUCCUCCUCAUCAUCACCAAUGGACACAUCUCAGACAUGGACAAGACCAAGUGCGCCAUCGUAGAGGCCUCCAAGUACCCCCUGUCCAUCAUAAUAGUGGGAGUGGGGGAGGGGGACUUUGAGGCCAUGCACCAGUUGGACUCGGACAUGAAGAUGUUGAGAGAUGUCCAUGGCAGGAAGACACAGAGAGACAUAGUGCAGUUCGUGUCUCUAAGAGAGGUGUUUGGCACCUCGUUUGUCCCCAGCAAGAUGGCCGAAUACCAGCGAAGUCUCUCUAAGAAGGUCCUGGCAGAAGUGCCCAAACAGGUCAAACUCUACAUGAAGUUCAAGGGCAUCCGACCCAUAGAUGUCUACAAUUCAUACAUGAUUCAUCAUCCGAAUUCAACAAGCGCAUCGCCAAUUGGGGCUCCCACAAAUGCUAUCCCAAGUCACUUUUAAACGUUUGGCUUAUACUUCAUUAUGUGAGCCAAUAUCUUUUUCCAGUAUCCUCGCCGUAGUUGUUUGCUUGUUUUCCAUUGAAAGGAUCAUUAAUUAUAUUGUAGCUGAAUCAAUAUUGAAAUGGUUUAAAAUACAAAGAGGACCUCUGUUUGUGAUAAACUAAACACAA
Symsagittifera roscoffensis is the source of this 2132-nucleotide messenger RNA. RefSeq names its product copine-8-like. NCBI's taxonomy places the organism in Eukaryota, Metazoa, Xenacoelomorpha, Acoela, Convolutidae. The record is from RefSeq and is a predicted model, not a curated record. Gene Ontology annotation, molecular function: calcium-dependent phospholipid binding. The transcript has 14 exons. Gene Ontology annotation, biological process: cellular response to calcium ion. Bases 263 to 1963 code for a protein of 566 amino acids. Gene Ontology annotation, cellular component: plasma membrane.